This is a messenger RNA of Gorilla gorilla gorilla (western lowland gorilla), 1011 nucleotides long. RefSeq names its product tryptase delta. Bases 1 to 729 code for a protein of 242 amino acids. The transcript is spliced from 5 exons. The record is from RefSeq and is a predicted model, not a curated record. Gene Ontology annotation, molecular function: serine-type endopeptidase activity. Gene Ontology annotation, biological process: proteolysis. Lineage: Eukaryota; Metazoa; Chordata; Mammalia; Primates; Hominidae.
AUGCUCUUCCUUGCUCCCCAGAUGCUGAGCCUGCUGCUGCUGGUGCUGCCCGUCCUGGCAAGCCUGGCCUACAUGGCCCCUGCCCCAGGCCAGGCCCUGCAGCGAGCGGGCAUCGUCGGGGGGCAGGAGGCCCCCAGGAGCAAGUGGCCCUGGCAGGUGAGCCUGAGAGUCUGCGACCAAUACUGGAUGCACUUCUGCGGGGGCUCCCUCAUCCACCCCCAGUGGGUGCUGACCGCGGCGCACUGCGUGGGACCGGACGUCAAGGAUCUGGCCGCCCUCAGGGUGCAACUGCGGGAGCAGCGCCUCUACUACCAGGACCAGCUGCUGCCGGUCAGCAGGAUCAUCGUGCACCCACAGUUCUACACCGCCCAGAUCGGAGCGGACAUCGCCCUGCUGGAGCUGGAGGAGCCGGUGAACAUCUCCAGCCACGUCCACACGGUCACGCUGCCCCCUGCCUCGGAGACCUUCCCCCCGGGGAUGCCGUGCUGGGUCACUGGCUGGGGCGAUGUGGACAAUAAUGUGCACCUGCCGCCGCCGUACCCGCUGAAGGAGGUGGAAGUCCCCGCAGUGGAAAACCACCUUUGUGACGCGGAAUAUCACACCGGCCUCCAUACGGGCCACAGCUUUCAAAUCGUCCACGAUGACAUGCUGUGUGCGGGGAGCGAAAAGCACGACUCCUGCCAGGGUGACUCUGGAGGGUCCCUGGUCUGCAAGGUGAAUGGCACCUAGCUGCAGGUGGGUGUGGUCAGCUGGGAGGAGAGCUGUGCCCAGCCCAACUGGCCUGGCAUCUACACCCGUGUCACCUACUACUUGGACUGGAUCCACCACUAUGUCCCCAAGAAGCCCUGAGCCAGGCCUGGGGUGUCCACCCGGGUCACUGGAGGGCCAGCCCCUCCUGUCCAAACCACCACUGCUUCCUACCCAGGUGGUGACUGCCCCCCACACCUUCCCCCAUCCUGAGUCCCCUCUCCCAUCCUGAGCCCUGUCCCCUGUCCUGAGCCCCCUCCCCUU